Molecule: messenger RNA, 1691 nt
Organism: Brassica napus (rape)
Lineage: Eukaryota; Viridiplantae; Streptophyta; Magnoliopsida; Brassicales; Brassicaceae
Product: PAMP-induced secreted peptide 2
Exons: 1
Coding region: 1178-1432 (84 amino acids)
Biological process (GO): innate immune response; regulation of developmental process
Source: RefSeq, a predicted model, not a curated record
GAGAAAACAGCGGACCGGAUUCUAAGUAAUUUGCUUAUAAAUUUAUUUAAUAAUUUGAAUGAUAGUGUGAUUUCGCCUCGUUUUAAUAUGAAAAAAGUUUCCUGAUUCUAAGUAAAUUGGUUUAUUUGUCUUACUAUAACUGCGGAAACAAAGGAACCAAAAUUUUGUAAAAAGGGACAAUUUGAGAUGAAUAUGCAUUUUAUUUAAAUGGCUCAAAGAAACAAGUUUCCUGCAAUCAAUAAUUUUAUCCUCAAAAACUAAACCAACUCCCUUUUGACAAAUAUUUUCUUUUAUCAUGAAUCAGUGUUGAACUUGAAAUGGAGAAAAUACAUCACCAUUUAGCAGCAAGAGUUGACAGAAAGACCAAUGCCUUUGUGUAUUCAUAGGAUAGAUUUCUACCUAACAAAAGUCGUAAAUAUAGAUGUUGAAAUUUUAGUAAAGGUUGUUCAAUGUUUUUGAAAGACAAACCACGUGAUAAAAGUCGUGGAAGAAAAAUAGAAGCAAAAUGUUUGAACUUUAGAAGGCUUGAUUAUUAGGUUUGGUGUCUCUAACAUUAUAAUAAGACAACAAUUAAACAAGUACGUAGGGAUGCGAUUUAGUAGCCAAAUUAGCAUAUGUCACUCCUCAGUGUCCAAAUCAUCUGGUUUAACCAAACCAGAAAAAAUAUUAUUCAAAAACCAAGUUGAAAAGUCAAACAAACCAGAAAAUGUUGAACCAAACUUUCGAUUGAUAAAUUUACUAUUACCAACAACCUAACCGGCUACCAAUAUGUUUGAUUUGGUAUACUUUUCCAAGUUUGAAAUUUAAACUAUGUUUGGUCCACAACUGCUAAAUUUAGCUGCCGUCUGCUCCAAACAAUCAAACAUUAUGCUCGGACUAUAGUCUUAACUCUUAUCUUUUCCUCAUUGAUGGCUUUAAUUUUUUUCUUUCUUUCAAAACAUACACAUACAACUGAACGCUCAAAAAACCAGUUGGGGAACUUCCUGGGAAGCAGCCUAUAUUCAAUCACCACGUUCUGUUGAAUUCAAAACUUCAUUCAAACUUUGCAUCUAAUCGAACACUACUAUAUAAGUAAAUACUUAUAAAUCCAUAAACACUAACAACAAGUUUCAUUAUCUAAUAAAGAGAGUCAGAGAGAGAGAGAGAAAAGGAGUGAGUUAAACUGUCUUCAAAUAUAAUGGUGAACAAAGGUGUUCUAGGUUCGAUUCUGUUCGUGAUGUUGGUUGGUUCGGUUCUUGUUGAGACUCGUCCGCUUGAUCUAACUAAGACUGGAGAGAAGAAGCUCGUAGCUGGCUUCUUUGAUGGCUUGUCACUUGGUUCGAUCAAAGGCUCAGGUCCUAGUCCAGGCAAGGGUCAUAAUUUCGUGGACCGGAGCGAUACGUUUCAGUUUGAUAAGCACUCCGGCCCAAGCCCAAGCGGACCCGGUCACUAAUUAUUCAAAUCUUUAGUUCAUACCGGGACGGUUUAAGAGUACUACAUCCACGUCUAGGUCCAAAACAUUAUUUCAUUUUUAUUACAUUUUUACAUAGAAAGAAGAGAGGGAAAAAUCGAGAAGAGAAUGUCUUAAUAUUUUCCUGUCAAUAGAAUUAUCGUUUGUAAGUUAUUUAAUUCUAUUUGAUAAUGUACAAUGUGAACUUUGAUUCUGAUCAAUAUGACUUUUAAUUUAAUAAUAAACAUUACAAAGUGAAUAU